AGAGAGUGGAGACGUAAAAAAAAACGUCACACGAGAUUUCCCGGAACUCUGAACUUCUCCGGUUUUCUCACUGAACGGUUGUAGGAGCUGCUCUGAAGACGGAAACUUCACCCUUAAUGUCGAAGCAGACUUGGUGCUGAGUGUCAGUAUGAGAUGUCGCCUCCAAGCGCCUCUUUCGUGCAAAUCAAGUUCGAUGACAUCCUCUUCUACGAGAACUGUGGCGGCGGCAGCUUCGGGAGUGUGUACCGAGCCAGGUGGAUCUCCCAGGACAAAGAGGUGGCGGUGAAGAAACUGCUGAAGAUUGAAAACGAGGCUGAAAUCCUCAGUGUCCUCAGCCACCGGAACAUCAUCCAGUUUUAUGGUGCAAUCGUUGAGGCUCCUAAUUAUGGAAUCGUCACCGAGUAUGCGAGUGGGGGAUCGCUCUAUGAUUACCUGUCCAGUGCUGAGAGUGAGGAAAUGGACAUGGGGCAGAUCAUGACAUGGGCUGCAGAGAUCGCCAGAGGAAUGCACUAUUUACACUCAGAGGCCCCCGUCAAGGUGAUCCACAGAGACCUCAAGUCCAGGAAUGUUGUUUUGGCAGCAGACAAGGUUCUCAAGAUCUGUGAUUUUGGGGCAUCCAAGUUUCUGACCCACACAACACACAUGUCCUUGGUGGGCACGUUUCCCUGGAUGGCUCCGGAGGUGAUCCAGAGCCUGCCUGUGUCUGAGACUUGUGACACUUUCUCCUACGGUGUGGUGCUUUGGGAAAUGCUCACCCGUGAGAUACCCUUCAAAGGCCUGGAAGGUUUACAAGUGGCCUGGCUCGUGGUGGAGAAAAAUGAGAGGUUAACCAUCCCGAGUGGCUGCCCUGCCAGCUUUGCUGAGCUCAUGAGGAACUGCUGGGCAACAGAGCCAAAAGAGAGGCCAAUGUUCAAGCAGAUCCUCUCUACUUUGGAGUCCAUGUCUAAUGACAGCCAACUUCCUCAACAGUGCAACUCUUUCCUGCACAACAAGGCUGAAUGGAGGUGUGAGAUCGAAGCGACACUGGAGAGACUUAAGAAGCUGGAGAGAGACCUGAGCACCAAAGAGCAGGAGUUGAAGGAGCGAGAGCGCCGUCUAAAGAUGUGGGAGCGCAAACUCAUCGAACAGUCCAACAGCCCGCUCUUCUUACCUGUGGCAAAAAAGAUAAGCGCUAAGUCGUUCUAUCAGUCUAAGACGGAGGAGUCAAACAGUUCACAGAUGUCGUGUCAGAUCACAACCUCCGGUAAUGAGGAGGUGAAUCUGCAGUCAAUGAUGAAAGGCUUUGAAGACGUGUUUUCCUUGGACUUUGGCCGGCCUGUCCUGCACUCAGGCAUGCAGGUCAACAUGCAGGCCAGGCAGAACUCCUCCGUGUCGAGCAGUGUCAGAGAAGGACACAAAAUCAACAUGACUCUGGGGAUGGGACGCUUCACUUGGUCUGACGACAGUGAAUGAAGCUCUCCGACGCUCUGUGUUGCCGCAGCUGCAUCUGUCACAAACUGUAAUCCCACUUAACACAUUAUUGGUGUUGUAGAAGCUCUGUUUGUAAUGAAUUGCUUGUUAAGUCGUGAUUAUUUUCAUCAAUAAUCAUGACAAACACCGUAAAUCAUAUCUUGGCUUAAUAUUUGUUCAAUUUAUAUUCAGAAAUAGCUCAAAUUGCACAGAAAGAUAUUACAGAAUGUAUUUGUAGCCCUCCACCUAUGGAUAUUAUGGAUGUCAUUUACCGUAUGCCUAAUGUACUAGAUGUAUAGUGCCAUGCUGUGAAGAAAGAGCCACGUGAGCCAGUUGCUUAGAGAAGGCCAGGCUUUUAUGAUGAAGUGACAUUUUGCUGACAUUAAGAUUGGCCAAUUUGUUCUGGAUGUGGUGGAGUGCAGUUGUUGAGACGCAGUCUCUUACAAGGAAGAGAAAGUACAUGUUUUUUCCUCUGACUGACCCAGGUUCAAAACAGCAGGAGAGGGACUUUGCUGUGUGACUGUCAGCUUCAUUCUCUCAUUUUACAUUUUACUUUUCAAGACAGGCUUCUUUUCUUAGGCCUAUGUUUUUUUAAUUAAGAAAUAAUUUAUAUAAGAAAUAGGCUUGGGCGGUAUAAAGGUAUUACGGUAUACCACGGAAUUUAAAAAUCUCGAGGCUAAGAUUUCAACACGGUCAAAAACACAAAUGCUCCCCUUUCUAUUAAACUGAUAUAGAGAUACUGUAUUGAGGUGAUGUAUUACAGUGCACAGCACACGCCACCAGAGGUCAGUGUCUACUAGUGGAACAGGCAGCUGGGGGGAGAAAGACGGUGACUGCGAGCGGUGGGGAUAACGUUAAAGGAAGAGUGAAAAGAAAAAUGCCAGGGUGUCCAUUAGCUCACCUGGUAGAGAAGGUGUCCCAUAUACAAAGGCUGUGUCCUUGCUGCAGUGGCCUCAGGCUCAUGACAUUCCCCCUCUUUCUCCCCCUUCCAUGCCAAUACUGUCCUAUCGAUUAAAGGCAAAAAGCCCAAGAAAUAAGAAAUUAGUAUUCAGUCAUAUAACUUUAUCUUGAAAAGAUGUCUUCCAACUUCAAAAGCAAUUUAUUGGCUUGAUUUUAUCCCAUGAGUCAUCUCCAUUCAGCCCAAUGCUGUGUCGGUAUCCACUGUGGCUAAAAGUUUCAUCAGGUCCUUCAGCAAGAAGGGCACUUAUUUCCUAUCUAUUCAUUAUAUUAAGUAUUUAAAAAAUUUUAAAGUAUUGAAAAUUUAAAGUACUUAAAAUCUGUAUAGGUAGACUAAAAGCAUAUUAGAAACACAGCACUGUAGGCUAGACUAGUGGUUCCCAACUCAUCCAGCCAGGGUCCAGAUUUCUCCUUAGUCAUUAUUCAGCGUCAUACUUGCAUUUGGCCAUGCUGUCAAGCUAGUUUGCUGUCUCUGUCAAGUAGCAGUCCAUUAGUUACUCACUCUACAGCAGGAAAUGGCAUAAAAUACCAAACGCUCUGUGCUGGAAAUUCACUGUACUUAAAACUAUAGUAUGUCUUUCACAUAUUUGACUUGCGCUCCAUUCAGAAUGGAGCCAGACCCAUUUUUGGACCGUGACCCACCAGUUGGGAACUGCUGAACUACACAAUGACAUACAUGCUGCAAUGACUUCUGUCACCAGUAGCUAUGGCUGUACUUUUUUAUUUUUAAAUAAAUUUUAAUAUGAAUAUCAUCAUACACUGUAUACCCCGGUGAAAUGUCAGGGGUAUGAAGGUAUGAAAAACUAGAUACCGCCCAAGCCUAAUAAUAACAAUAGUUCUGUUCUUAAAGACCUCAUUCAGAAGUCACAGAUUUUUGCCUAAUAUAGAUUUUUUAAUAGAAUAUUUUCCUUCUGUAGACACAUUUUACAUCCAGUGACACACCAUAUUGUCUAACUGAAUGUUAGCCUGAAGCCCUGCACUUUACAGUAGAGAAAAUCAUAUUAGCAUUAGUGUUCAGUUAGCUGUUAGGCUUCAUCUGGGGGAAGGACAUGCUUCCUUGAGCAUAGCCCAUUAAAUUGUCCCCUUCGCUUGUUAUCAUCAGUCAGUCUCAUGAGGAUGUAAUCCUCUGUAUUCCUGUGUUGUUGCUUGUUAGCGUCCUGCCAUGAGCUAAUAUUCCUAUUCAAACAUCGCCUGCACUCCUGCGCCAUCAAGCCCCACACACACUAGACUAGAUAUAACAAUUAGCACAGGCUCUCACCAAUAUUUACAUUUCCCUGUGUGAAUGCCAGACACUUCAGAAACAUUCAGCCUACGCACUCAUCUCCUGGAGCUUUCACCAGAAUCAAACAACCUGCAGCUUCUUGAUGUGACUUAUUUUCCUUCGCUGUUUUGUCAAUAAAUGUGUUUCUGUCAACUCUCUGCUUUUCUGUCUCAUGAGGAUUAUGUUAUAUGACUGUUAUUAUUACUAAACCUUUUAUGAUAGAACACAGAACAAGUGUGACUGAUACCAUUUUAAUAAGAUUGUGAAAUAUAAUGCUUCACCAGAUGUUUGUGUCGAACUGUUUUCUUGUGAUUUUAACUUCAUGCCACUUUGUAACUCCCUGUAUUCAUGGUCUGGUUACCCAUCAUCCACUUAGUCCACAUGGGGGCAGAAUUGUGUGAACUAAACCCAACUCAGAGUGUUUUUUUCCCCUGCAGAUUCCACACACAUAAACACAAAAACUCCCCAUUUUGAUUUGGAGAUAGUGCUUUGAGAAAAAAGGCAUGGCAUUUUGUGAAAUACAAUAUGCUGCCUGAAAAGUGAUGUUAAGUCACUCCAGUGAGACUUUUGGCAGCGGCAGAGUGUUUCUGAAUCUGUUUACUUCCGAACCGCAGCACUGGAGGAGGCGGAAAACGCUGCAGGGCUGAGUGGCUUUAUGAGGCGGCGGGGCUGCACUGAAAUGUAUGGCAGCGACUGUCUAUUGAGAGCGGCAUUCAGCUCAUAAUCUGAGCUGUUAUCAGAUGUCGUGGGAAGAAGACAGUGAAUGGGGGAUUACUCAUUCAUUUAGUCAUCUUUCCUCCAAUUUUCCAUUGCAUUAUUUCUGUCAUUACACACCAGUCUCAUGAUCACAAUGAUGAAAUCUUUAUUUUGGCUGGCAAGUUUCUGCCUGAUUACAUUUAAUGAGCAAUAAAUGAUUUAUCAUUCAAACAGAUCACGUUAGAUCAGUCAGAUGGACAUUUCGGUUUGAUAUAGACCAUUAGAGGCAAGUCGUCUUAAUCGCACAGCACAAUAACCGGAAAAGUAAUGGCUUUGCAGACAUGGAAAACAUGGCUAUUUUCCAUUUUAAUAACAUUUACUUAAGUCCUGUAAUUUUUACUAUAAAAUCUGAACACACACAUGUUUCAUACUGUCUGUAU
Messenger RNA from Epinephelus moara (kelp grouper), 4803 nucleotides. It is a transcript of the gene map3k20a, whose product is annotated as mitogen-activated protein kinase kinase kinase 20a. Bases 154 to 1452 code for a protein of 432 amino acids. Gene Ontology annotation, molecular function: ATP binding; protein binding; protein kinase activity. Gene Ontology annotation, biological process: protein phosphorylation. The transcript has 12 exons. Gene Ontology annotation, cellular component: cytoplasm. NCBI's taxonomy places the organism in Eukaryota, Metazoa, Chordata, Actinopteri, Perciformes, Serranidae. The record is from RefSeq and is a predicted model, not a curated record.